Molecule: messenger RNA, 2639 nt
Organism: Ceratotherium simum simum (southern white rhinoceros)
Lineage: Eukaryota; Metazoa; Chordata; Mammalia; Perissodactyla; Rhinocerotidae
Gene: ATF6B
Product: activating transcription factor 6 beta
Biological process (GO): regulation of transcription by RNA polymerase II; endoplasmic reticulum unfolded protein response
Cellular component (GO): nucleus
Molecular function (GO): DNA-binding transcription factor activity, RNA polymerase II-specific; RNA polymerase II cis-regulatory region sequence-specific DNA binding
Source: RefSeq, a predicted model, not a curated record
GAUGAUGGAGAGAGGCGGGCCUCGGAAACUGUCUCAUCUUUGGGGGGCGGGGGAGAAAAAAUGGCGGAGCUGAUGCUCCUCAGCGAGAUUGCGGACCCAACGCGUUUUUUCACCGACAACUUGUUGAACCCGGAGGACUGGGGUCUGCGGAACAGCACCUUGUAUACCGGCCUGGAUGAAGUGGCCGAGGAGCAGACGCAGCUCUUCCGUUGCCCGGAGCAGGAUGUCCCGUUUGGCAGCAGCUCCCUGGACGUGGGGAUGGAUGUCAGCCCCCCUGAACCCCCCUGGGACCCCCUGCCUAUCUUCCCAGAUCUUCAGGUGAAGUCUGAGCCAUCCUCCCCCUGCUCUUCCUCCUCCCUCAGCUCUGAAUCAUCACAUCUUUCCACAGAGCCCUCCAGCCAGGGCCCUGGUGUAGGGGAGGUGCUGGUUGUGAAGACAGAGUCCUUGGCACCCCCACUCUGCCUCCUGGGAGAUGACCCAACAUCCCCAUUUGAAACCAUCCAGAUCAAUGUGGGCCCCACCUCUGAUGAUCCCUCAGAUGUCCAGACCAAGGUAGAACCUGUCUCUCCAUCUUCUUCUAUCAACUCUGAGACUUCCCUGCUCUCAGCAGAGUCCCCCAACCAGGCUUUUAUAGGAGAGGAGGUGCUGGAAGUGAAGACAGAGUCUCCAUCCCCUCAAGGGUGUCUCCUGCGCGAUGUCCUAGGCCCCCCACUUGGAGCUGUCCAAAUCAGCAUGGGCCCGUCCCCCGAUGGCUCCUCAGGCAAAGCCCUGCCUGCCCGGAAGCCACCACUGCAGCCCAAACCUGUGGUGAUAACCACUGUCCCGAUGCCACCUAGAGCUGUGCCUCCCAGCACCACUGUCCUUUUGCAGCCCCUUGUCCAGCCUCCCCCAGUGUCCCCAGUUGUCCUCAUCCAAGGUGCUAUUCGAGUCCAGCCUGAGGGGCCGGCCCCCCCUGCUCCAAGGCCUGAGAGGAAGAGCAUUGUGCCAGCUCCUAUGCCUGGAAACUCCUGUCCACCUGAAGUGGAUGCAAAGCUGCUGAAGCGGCAGCAGCGAAUGAUCAAGAACCGGGAGUCAGCCUGCCAGUCCCGGAGGAAGAAGAAAGAGUACCUGCAGGGGCUGGAGGCCCGGCUGCAGGCCGUGCUGGCUGACAACCAGCAGCUCCGCCGGGAGAAUGCUGCCCUCCGGCGGCGGCUGGAGGUCCUGCUGGCUGAGAACAGUGAGCUCAAGUUAGGGUCUGGAAACAGGAAGGUGGUCUGCAUCAUGGUCUUCCUUCUCUUCAUUGCCUUCAACUUUGGGCCUGUCAGCAUCAGUGAGCCUCCUUCAGCUCCCAUCUCUCCUCGGAUGAGUGGAGAGGAGCCUCGACUCCGGAGACACUUGCUGGAGUUCUCAGCACAAGAGCCGGUUCAUGGAGUUGACCCCCUCCAGGGCUCCUCCCAGAGCCAUGAGGAGCCCCAGCCCAGCCCCACAAGCCGGCCAAGCUUCAGGAACUUGACAGCCUUCCCUGGGGGCGCUAAGGAGCUGCUACUGAGAGACCUGGACCAGCUCUUCCUCUCCUCUGAUUGCCGACACUUCAACCGAACCGAGUCCCUGAGGCUUGCAGACGAGCUGAGUGGCUGGGUCCAGCGCCACCAGAGAGGUCGGCGGAAGAUCCCCCAGAGGGCCCAGGAGAAACAGUCUCAGCUACGGAAGAAGUCGCCUCCAGUUAAGGCAGUCCCCACCCAACCCCCCGGGCCCCCAGAAAGGGAUUCUGUGGGCCAGCUGCAGCUGUAUCGCCACCCAGACCGUUCCCAGCCAGAAUUCCUGGAUGCAAUCGACCGACGGGAAGACACAUUUUAUGUUGUCUCCUUCCGAAGGGACCACUUGCUGCUCCCAGCCAUCAGCCACAACAAGACCUCUCGGCCCAAGAUGUCCCUGGUGAUGCCUGCCAUGGCCCCCAAUGAGACCCUGUCAGGCCGGGGGGCCCCAGGGGACUAUGAGGAGAUGAUGCAGAUCGAGUGUGAGGUCAUGGACACCAGGGUGAUUCACAUCAAGACCUCCACGGUGCCCCCCUCGCUCCGAAAACAGCCGUCCUCGACCCCGGGCAAUGCCACAGGUGGCCCCUUGCCAGCUUCUGCAGCCGGCCAGACCCACCAGGCCGCCCAUCGGCCCCUCUACCUCAAUCAUCCCUGACCUCUGUGACUCACACUGACUUAGAACUAGAGGGGCACUGGGUAGGGGUGACCAAGUGGGACCGUUUCUAAUUUCCCUGAUCCCUGGGCUUGGGGCAAUUGGUAAAGAAUGAGAGGGUGUGGGGGUUAAGCACUUAUCUGGAGGUGAAGGGAUUCACCUCUCUUCUCACCUCUUUUUGGAAUAUAGGGCUCCUCGCAUUUCUCGGAACCCCUAGUCCCUGCUUCUUUCUUUGAGGGUAUGAGUGAGGUUAAGUCUUGGGGCAGAUGGGCUCCUGCACCCUCUUUAUUCUUUGUUUCUUUGUCUGGGAGGGUGGAAGUGGGAGUUUAGUCCCCAGGCGGGACAAGGGACGUUUUUACAUUUUGGAGCUAGUUACUGGGAGUAAAGGAGGGUGGUGGAGGGAGAUCAGGUGUAUGUUUGUGCAUAUCUUCUUUUUUAUUGUUAAAUAAACAACUUGGAGGGAGUUGAAGGAA